AUGGAUACUAAAAAUGUUGUCCUUUUUGGAGAGCGUGGCGUAGGGAAAAGCUCCAUCAUCAACCUCCUCGCAGGGCGCCGGGUCGCUAAGAUCUCCUCAGACACUGAGGUUUGUACAUUGCAUUAUGAAGCAUACGAUGUUACCAUCGAGAACGUACCGUAUCGCAUCUAUGACACUGCUGCGGCCGACAACAGCCGCGUGGACCCUAUCGGAUUUCUUAACGCCAUCUCUAAUGCUGACAAGCUGAUGAAGGAGCUGAGAAAGAAAGGAGGAGUCGCUCUGCUCCUGUACUGCAUCAAGGCGGGCAUGAUGCCAACAAUGUUUGUCACCAACUACAGACUAUUCUAUGAAUUUCUCUUCGAGAAGAAGAUCCCAGUCGCGGUCGUCGUCACUAACCUGGAGAGAGAGGAUUGCAUGGAUGAUUGGUACACGCGGAACAAGGGGUGGUUCUCGAGCCAUGCGGUCAAGUGUAUUGGUCAUGCUUGUAUCACUGCGGCAGACGAUCUGGACCCAACAUACAGGAAAAAGUACGACAUGUCCAGAGCAGAAGUGGGCUGCUUAAUCAGACGCCAUGCACACGGGGUUGAGAACGGCGGGGAUGCGUGGCUUGCGAGGUUCACUGGAGGGUUGAAAGACCUCUUGACCGGACGUCCGUACAAGUCAGAUGCGCUCGGGGUCCUUACGAAGCGCUGCGGGAUAGAGGAGAGCCUAGCGAAAGACGUGAUUCGAAUUCUCGCUCCUGAAAGCACUACCCAGACAAUCCAUCCUGAAACAGCUGAAGGCACUACCCAGGUCAUCCCCCCUACAAUGGCUGCAAGGCAUAAAACUAUCGUACUAUUUGGGGAGGCGGGGUCAGGCAAAAGCUCACUCAUCAACCUUAUGGCGGGAGAGGAGCUAGCGCCCACAUCUCCUGACAUGAAGCGCUGUACAAUGCGGUGGAAAGAGUACACCAUCGGUUUCGGCGGUGACUCAUAUCAGGUUUUCGAUACCGUCGGGCUCGAGGAACCACAGCUAGGAAUCAAAGAUUACCUCGAGUCUGUCGAAAACACCUAUCGACUCAUCAAGGAAUUGGACAGACAAGGCGGCGUUGAUCUACUUCUAUUCUGCAUUCGCCCUGGAAACAUCAUUACCACGAUUCAGAGAAACUACCGACUCUUUCAUGAAUUCCUUUGCGAGAAGAAGGCCCCCGUUGUUCUUGCGAUCACGAGCCUCGAAAGAGAGCGGAGGAUGGAGGACUGGUGGGAGAAAAACAAGAGGACCUUUGACGAAUAUCAGAUCCAGGUCGCUGGUCAUGCGUGCAUCACUACCACAAACAGAUUGGACAGCAGAUACAGAGACCUUUAUGAAGAAUCGCGCAUCACGAUCCGCAAUCUUGCUACAAAGUUUACUGCUGGACGAGCAGAAGCAAGCAUGGAUGGGAGGGGACAACUUGUUCGUGUCGUUGAUGCGUAA
Suillus subalutaceus is the source of this 1452-nucleotide messenger RNA. RefSeq lists its product as uncharacterized. Gene Ontology annotation, biological process: tRNA wobble uridine modification; tRNA methylation. Gene Ontology annotation, cellular component: cytoplasm; mitochondrion. Gene Ontology annotation, molecular function: GTP binding. The transcript is spliced from 4 exons. The record is from RefSeq and is a predicted model, not a curated record. Bases 1 to 1452 code for a protein of 483 amino acids. NCBI's taxonomy places the organism in Eukaryota, Fungi, Basidiomycota, Agaricomycetes, Boletales, Suillaceae.